Messenger RNA from Geodia barretti, 648 nucleotides. The record is from the annotation of a GenBank genome assembly. NCBI's taxonomy places the organism in Eukaryota, Metazoa, Porifera, Demospongiae, Tetractinellida, Geodiidae.
UCCUGGUUGUCUUCUGUCCCUCCCUCUCUACCAGGUGCAGCAUUUCCCAGAGCUGAGGCCAUUCUCUCUACCAGAGGUGGUGUUUCACAAGACUCCAGACAUGCUCCGUAGACAACCAGCAACUGAGUGACGACUGAGAACUCUCCACCACCAGACGAGCAUCACAGCAGAAGACAUCAUCAGCACCCUGCAGGCUCUCAACAUGGUCAAGUACUGGAAGGGACAGCACAUCAUCUGUGUCACUGGCAAAAUCAUUGAGGAGCACAUGAGGAGUGCAGAGUACAGGAAGCCUCAGCUGACAGUGGACGGGGAGUACUUGAGGUGGAACCCUCACACCAAGAGACACAGAACAAACACUCACAAGAAACACUGACUCUCAUAAUCUUCAUCUCUCACCUUCUGUCAUUAUCAUACAUGUUACCAGCAGUCAACUAAAAGUGGUUCAUGAAGGGGGUCACAAUACUGGCUUAGUCUCUGGUGUCAGAACACAAGCAGUGAGAGCCAACUCCCAGAAUCAAAUUUUUUCACAUGCAGGGGAACCGCACACUUGCACAUGUAGCUCAUAGUUAUUGAACAUAGUAUACUGGCUGUCUUACAACACAGAUUACAUGACCUAUAAUUAUAGUGGAUGAGAAACAGAUGGAAAUU